Molecule: messenger RNA, 360 nt
Organism: Ziziphus jujuba (common jujube)
Lineage: Eukaryota; Viridiplantae; Streptophyta; Magnoliopsida; Rosales; Rhamnaceae
Exons: 1
Coding region: 1-360 (119 amino acids)
Source: RefSeq, a predicted model, not a curated record
AUGGGUUUCCAACAAAUGGUUGAGGGACGAAUCAGAUAUCGAUAUGAGAAGCUGAGCAGCAAUAUGAAUAUUGAAAAGGUGGCAAGUCCAGGAAGAAGGCAUUGGGUUAAGAAAAUGAAUGGAAGACUGAAAGGUCUUCGUUUAUCGCGCUCUAGGAGGCUUACUUUGAAGGUGUUUUCUGUGGUUGUAUUGUCAAGCAGGAUUGGUAGGAUAUACACUAAAGUUGUCAACAGGAUGAAGAUUGAAGGUGGAUGCCCUGCUAUCAUCUUCUCAACUCAAUGGGGACUUCCUGUUCUAUCUCAUCCUUCUGUUAAAUGUGGGAAGAAGGUUUCCAAUAUUGAUAGGAAGUUAGGAACUUGA